Molecule: messenger RNA, 3946 nt
Organism: Corythoichthys intestinalis (scribbled pipefish)
Lineage: Eukaryota; Metazoa; Chordata; Actinopteri; Syngnathiformes; Syngnathidae
Product: zinc finger protein 40-like
Exons: 7
Coding region: 404-3178 (924 amino acids)
Cellular component (GO): nucleus
Molecular function (GO): DNA binding
Source: RefSeq, a predicted model, not a curated record
ACUUGACGCAACAUCCGUGUACCCUCGUCAGAUUUGGAGUUCUUUCCUGUACCCUUCUUCAAAGUAUUCUCAUCGGAUGGGUACCCAAAUGCGAGAAAAUACUACUGACUGAAGGCCAACGCAAUUCCGAACAUCAAAAUAAAGAGAGAGAGGUGGAAGAUGAGAGGGUAUCCAGGCUAUGCUUAAAAACUGAAAAAAAUAAAUGAAGUGAUUGUGACUGAAGGGCAAAAUUCCCAUAGUGUGGUGAUGUGUGCCAGUGGGGAAGUUGUGCCAGCCCGUUUCUAGGCAACCAUAGAAGAAAUUGGUCAUGUGACCACACAUUUUUGAAGACUCAGUCAUUUCACUCAUCCUGAAAAGAAGAGAGCCUCAUUGCAUGAGAGACCAAAAAUAGAAAUACACCAUCAUGCCACGGAUUUACAAGAGGAAGACAGACAGGACUUCCACUCCUCUACAGGACAUGGACAGAGCAGUGAAAGAGGUGGAGAGGGGCAAGUCCAUUCGUCAGGUGGCAACGCAGAUGAGCAUAUGCAGGAUGACAUUAAAACGAUACAUGGAGAAGAAAAAGAUAGAUGGAGAAGAAAUAAGACCAGGAUAUAAAAGAACUGGACUUGCCAAUCAAGUCUUUGAUGAACACACGGAGAAAGAGCUGGCAGAACAUAUAAAGGCACUAGCAGCAAUGUUUCAUGGUCUAAGUCCCAUGAAAUGCCGUGAACUUGCUUUUGAGUAUGCACAAAGAAAUGACAUUAAUAGGCCUAUCCCUGUCAGCUGGAUCAGAGAGAAAAAAGCAGGCCGUGAUUGGUUUGCAGCCUUUAAAACACGCCAUCAUUUGUCAUGCCGGACUCCUGAGGCAACCUCUCUUGGUGGAGCUUCUGCCUUUAAUAGGCACAAUGUGGGGGAGUUCUUUGAUAACCUAUCUACAGUAAUGGACAGGUAUAAAUUCUCUCCACACAAGAUCUACAGCAUGGACGAAACUGGUGUGACAACGGUGCAGACCCCCAAGCAGAUCGUCACAGAGAAAGGGAAGAAACAAGUGGGUUCUGUGACAUCAACCGAAAGGGGAGAGCUCGUCACUGUGGCCUGUGCCGUGAAUGCCACAGGAAAUGCAAUCCCACCCAUGUUUGUUUUCCCGCGGGUUUGUUUCAAGGAACAGUUCUUGAAUGGGUCACCAGCAGGCUCCGUAGGUCAUUCUACGAGGUCUGGAUGGAUGAAUGAAGAAGCCUUCAUCAUCUUUAUGAAUCACUUCAUUCGCCAAACCAACUGCUCCACCAAUCACCCAGUUCUGCUUAUUCUGGACAACCAUGAAUCACACAUCUCACUGAAGGCAGUCACAACUGCUAAAGAAAAUGGUGUCGUUAUGCUCACCCUGCCACCCCACACCUCACACCGCUUGCAACCUUUAGAAAAAACAGUCUAUUACUCCAUAAAAACUUACUACAACAGGGCAGUGGAUGGAUGGAUGCGCACUAAUCCUGGUAGAACCGUAACAAUUUAUCAGAUCCCAGGACUUGUAAACCAGGCAUUCAUGUCAGCAAUGACACCCAGAAACAUUACAUCAGGUUUCAGAGUGACGGGCAUAUUCCCAUUUAACAGGGAUAUCUUCCCAGAUGAAGAUUAUGCCCCAUCAAUGCUAACAGACAGGUCAAACCCAGAGAAGCCCUCCACUAGUACUCCUGCUGACCUGCCUGGACUAUCACACGAGGAGCCAACCACAGGUCUCGAAGCAGGUCCAGACCCAGGGGAGUCACCCACUUCUCCAGAACCAAAUUCUGAGCAAUCCUCAAUUGAUAAAACUGGUUCUUCUGUCCAUUUGGGUUAUAUAUCUCCAGAACCUAUUCUUCCCUUGCCAAAAGCCUCAACAAGAAGGCCCAGAAUGAAAAAGAACAUAAAAUCAAAAAUCGUGACGGAAGAAGAAAAAGAUGAUGAAAUGGCUGAAAGGGAAAAGAAGAAUGAAAGACAGGUGAAGAGGGCUCUAAAACAAUCAAAUCAAACUAAAUUCAAGAAAAUGAAGAAAACUGUUGUGUACCGUCGCUCAGAAGAAAGCACCAUGGCCAUUCCACUUAAUGACAACACUGACGAUGAUGAAACCGAGGAUGACAUGCAGAACACACACAGCAGAGAAAAUGAAAGGGGUGAAAAUAAAAAGAGAAGGACUCUGAAAGGGUCUAAACCAACCAAACCUAAAACGAAAGCGGCCGUCUUCAGUAGCUCAGAAGAUAGUGACAUUUCAAUCCCACUUCACGACACCACUGACUAUGAAAGUUCAGAUGUGCAGAAUGAUGAUAAUGAUGAUGAUAUUGACAAGGAUCUGUCUGCUGGGGACUUUGCCAUUGUGAACUUUGCAGGCAAAACCAAAUCCGACAACUACAUCGAAUUGGUUGAGAAGGCUGAUGGUGUCGACAUCAGUGCCAAGUUUCUAAGGCAAAGUAAUAAGAGGUCUGUGGAUGGAAAGAACCUCUCCACUUUCAAAGAAAGUGAUGAAGGAGUCAUCCCUAGAGAAGAUGGUCCCACAGACGUCACUGGGGAAGAUUUUCAUCCUGAAAAGCAAGCGCCCUUCCACAUUAAACAGGAGCCGGAGAUGCCUGACAUCAAACAGGCUGAGCCAGAGACCUUUCGCAUUAAAGAAGAAGAACAGGAAGAUGAAAUCACCAAUUUUCCAAUGAAUGUCAGUGUGAAGAGCGAAGAAGAUGACAUAGAGAACGGAGCAGCGAAACCUUCGAGCGACAGCUCUUUUCAUUACCUGACAACGAAAGGAGAAGGACAAUCGCAACCGGACGGGCUCUUAGCUCCGCUCUCGGACAGCGACGACAUAACGUCACACUCUUCAGACUUUAACACUGAUGAGGAAGAUGAUGACUUUGGCCGAAAUGCUUCGAAAUCCUUAAACAAGUCAUCAUUGACCAGAGACGCAAAAGAAUGUGCGGGUGGGAAACCUUUUGCUUGCUCAGUUUGCGAUAAAAGAUACAGUAAGAAGGGAUAUUUAGACAUACACACAAAAACACACACUAAGGGAAAUUCUUUCGCCUGCUCCUUUUGUGAGAAAAUAUUUUGUUGGAAGUAUUUGUUGACAAGACACACGCGUAUGCACACUGGAGAAAGGCCUUUUGCCUGCUCACUUUGUGGUCAAAGAUUCACUCAAAAGGGACAUUUAGUAUUGCACACAAAAAAAACACUGGAGUGAAGCCUUUCGCCUGCACAAUUUGCGAUAAAAGAUUUUCUCAGGAGCAUUGUUUAGAAAUGCAUAAUCUUACACACACUGGAGAAAAUCCUUUUGCCUGCUCACUCUGUGGUAAAAGAUUCGCUCAGAAAACAAAUUUUGUAACGCACAUGAGCAGACACACUGGAGAGAAGCCUUUCGCCUGCUCAAUUUGUGAGGAAAGAUUUUUUUUGAAGUUGACAAGGCACACGCGUACACACACUGGGGAAAAGCCCUUUGUCUGCACAUAUUGUGGUAAAAGAUUUGCUCUGAAGUUAACUUUAAACACACACGUAAGAACACACACUGGAGAAAAGCCUUUCGCCUGCUCAUUUUGUGAGAAAACAUUUUGUCAUAAGCAUCAGUUGACAACACACACACGUACACUGGAGAAAAGCCCUUUGCACAUAUUGUGGUAAAAGAUUCGCUCUGACGUUAACUUAAAAAAAAAAAAAAUACACGCAAGAACACACACUGGAGAAAAGGCUUUUGUAAAAGAUUUGAAAAGGUAAGCUCAGAAGGGACAUUUAGUAAUCGCACGCAAGCCACACUGGGGAAAACCUUUGAAUUGUCGUGUGUGUGACAAAAUUAAUCCCACCACGCAUUUACUGUAGAAAAGCAUUUCAAUUUCCUUUUUCAGUUUCUCAUGACCCUCUUUUGAAAAAAAAAUGUUGAAAUUACUUUGUACGUCCUGUUUUUUACCACUGUCCAAAAUUCUUGAUUUAUUUAUUUUCUAUUUUUUAAAUAAAGUGU